GUCAGUCAGUCGUUCGUCGGGUAGAGGGCGCUUAUACCAGGUGCAAGUACUCGCAUUUAUCCCCUGACACAACACCUCCCCAGACAACAGAUACCUGCUAAGCCCCGACUGCACGUGAGCGGUACAAGGCCGUUUCUCCUAACCGGGCACCGCCACAGUGCCGCCAUGUGUGCGAGGACCCCGAGGUCUGUCCAAACUGCGCCUGCGCAAAAUAAACACUUAAACGUGCUCGGGUACUUCCACCCAGGUUUGUAACAGAUCUACUGCAGAAUACUAUAUGAUUGAUCUGAGCACAUUAUUGCAAUUGGCAGCUGGUAUCCUGCUUGUUUUAAUUUUGUACAUCAUCUUAAAUAAUAAGCAACGUGGCUAUUUUAAAAUUGUUUUUUACGAAGUAAAGGAAAUCAUCAAAUCUUUCUUCAUGAACCAGACCAAGGAACAAAGAAUUGUACAGUAUGUCCUGGAUAAUGCAACGCGUGGAGACCCACAGAGUGUUAUUGAUAAUAUUGACAAAUAUUGUUCCGAAAAGGAAUGGGCCAUGAACGUGGGAGACAAAAAGGGCUUGAUCCUGGAUGAAGUUGUUAAAGAGGCCAAUCCAAGUGUGCUCCUGGAAUUGGGCACCUAUUUUGGCUACUCUUCAGUUCGCACUGCCCGACUUUUAAAGCCUGGAGCACUCCUAUUCACUGUGGAAUUUAACCCAGUAUUUGCCGCUCUCGCCAAACAGAUUAUAGAAUUUGCAGGUGUUAAUGACAAGGUGCAAAUAUUAGAAGGAGAUACAAAAGACAUUAUCCCCCAUUUGAAGAAGAAAUAUGAGGUGGACACACUGGACUUUGUGUUUGUGGACCACUGGAAGGACAAAUACAAGGGUGACACUAUCCUUUUGGAGAAGUGUAACCUGCUUAGAAAGGGUUCCGUUAUUCUAGCAGACAACGUCAUUGUUCCAGGUGCCCCAGACUUUCUUGAAUAUGUUCGUACCUGUGGGCGAUAUGACUGCACAAACUAUCCGUCAUUUCUGGAGUACAUGCCUGAACAAGAUGCUCUAGAAAAAGCAGUAUUUAGAGGAUAGACAUUAUUUUACUCUUAUAGGGCUUGUUACAGCUCUGUCAACAAAGUCAUUACAAAGUGCCCUCAAAAAGUUCAGUGGUUUACAGUGCAGUAUUGGUUUUCUCUCUUAUAUAACUAGAAAAGGUCAGUACUAUGACUGAUGCAGUGAUUUUAAGAUCACUGAUUUAGAUGCAAUAUCCCACUUUUUCUGUUACCACUAGUUACUACAAAAUACAUUGAUCCUUAGAUACAGCUUAUAAUAUAGCCCAGAUCUGCAUUCACACUUCUUCAUCCACCAGAGCUGAAUCUUGAUCAUCUUAAUGUCUGCCGCAGGGUCAAUCAUAUAUUAAAGUAAAGGAACUGUUCUGACCUCUUCAGCCCAGUUCCAGUGCACCAUUUGCUGUAUUGUAUGCAUACAUAUCAGAGGUGCAUUUAGUAGCAUUUCAGGUUUUUUUUAGUACAUCAAAACCAAAGCUCAAUGCUGUUUAAAUAGAAUGACAUCCUGACAUACUUUUUUUUAUGUGUGGCUGCCACUAAAGUCUUAGAUUUUAGUAAGACCAACCAACUAUCUUAUGUGUAUGGGCUACCCUACACUUCCCUAAAAGAUGAUGGCUGAGGAAAGGAGAAUCAGACACAUUGAAUUUCAAAGCCCAAACCUUUGUCCUCCCUUUAAGAUGAGCCACUGCCAGAGAUGUCUGACAAUGUCUAAAGACCUGUGGGCUGUUUAACCAUAUCCGCCACCAUCCUAGAUCCCAGAUAUAUAAUAAGUGUAAGGCCUAUGUACAAAUGUGCUAUGUAGUACAUUUAAUAAAUUGUCAAUGAGUAUAAAAACCCUAAGUUUGUGUUAUCCUGAGAGUGAACAAGAGGGAGUGGGACAGCAGGGGGGCUUACAUAAUGUCCACUUCUCAGUAAUCUGAUAAAAAAAAAUUGAGAUGCUUAGGCUAUGUUCACACAUCGGAAUGUCCACACGGAAAAUCUCUGUGCGGACAUUCAGCAGACAUCGGCAUAUCAUGCCGGCACUAGGACACAGGAAUGCGCCAUCUCAUAGACGGCAAUGCAUUCCGUGUGGAGUCCACAGAAAGAAUGGAGCGGUUCAUUCUUUCUGCGGGCACAGAAAUUCUGCUGUGUGCACAGCACAGCAGAAUCCCAUUGAAUACAAUGCUGCUGCGGAAUCUCUGUGCGGAAUUCGGCACGGAAAUUCCAUCGUGUGAACAUAGCUUUAGUUUGGAGCAUAAUCACACAAAAUGUAUCAAUCUGGUGCAUGCUACAUAAUGUAAAACUUGUCGACACACAAUCUACUAUUUUGUGCUACCAUAUGUUUACGCUAGUAUUUUGCUCCAAAAAUGUCAAUACUAGUUUGUAAAACCUUGAAACCUAAAAUUUUAUGUAUAUGUAUCCACUGCUGGAAUAAAAAAAAUCCAUAUGCAGCCAGGUCAGGGACUGCCAUGAAUGCUAAAUUAGAGUAUGUUCACACUUGGUUGAUUUGGUAAUAAAGUUUACAGAAAUGUUUGCAAGAAAUCUGCCACAUGUGAAUACAAACACAAACCACUUACACAUGCCAUUGCCUUUACGAUAAGAGAUUAUGUGAAAAAGAAGUUACACUUGUGAUGUGUGGUCACAUUAUGAAGGGGGUAGUAGAUGUGGCAUUGCUAGCACCUGGCAGUAGAGAUAUAUGACCUGGGUCUCUUGGUACCAGCAAUCAUCACCUUCAAUUAUAUCUGUGCCCCCCUAACUCUACCACCAAGGCCCCAUGGUAUCUUCUACCAGAAAACCUGUAGAUAAUGGAAUCCCUUAUAUCUUAAUUGUAACCUGAUGUGAAAUUAAAUGUUGACCACAUCUUCUAAUUAGGUUUUCUGAGCUGUCCAAUAAUAAUGCUUACUAUUUAGGGCAGUGUUUCCCAACCAGGCUGCCUCCAGCUGUUGCAAAACUACAACUC
This is a messenger RNA of Hyla sarda, 2977 nucleotides long. RefSeq names its product catechol O-methyltransferase-like. The transcript is spliced from 5 exons. The coding region runs from base 278 to 1063 and encodes 261 amino acids. Gene Ontology annotation, molecular function: catechol O-methyltransferase activity; magnesium ion binding. Gene Ontology annotation, biological process: developmental process; catecholamine catabolic process; dopamine metabolic process. NCBI's taxonomy places the organism in Eukaryota, Metazoa, Chordata, Amphibia, Anura, Hylidae. The record is from RefSeq and is a predicted model, not a curated record. Gene Ontology annotation, cellular component: membrane; dendrite; axon.